This is a messenger RNA of Triticum aestivum (bread wheat), 2164 nucleotides long. RefSeq names its product la-related protein 1B. The record is from RefSeq and is a predicted model, not a curated record. Lineage: Eukaryota; Viridiplantae; Streptophyta; Magnoliopsida; Poales; Poaceae. The coding region runs from base 192 to 1649 and encodes 485 amino acids. The transcript is spliced from 6 exons. Gene Ontology annotation, molecular function: RNA binding.
CCAAGCAAACCCCUAGCCGGCUCGGCCCAGGGCUAAAGAGGAGGUGCGUGGGGGUGGGUGGGGUCCGGGUGUCAUUGAGAGGAAGCCCUAAUCGGUGGCAUCAUCGCCAGAGCCCAGAGCCCUCCCCUCUCCCCAUCCCUGGGAUCACCAGCUCCUCCCCCCUCCCCCCUCCCGCCGCCGCCGCCGCCGCCAUGGAGCCCGCCCCCACGUCGCCCGAUCCGGCGCCCCGCUCCCCGGCGCCGUCGCCGUCGCCGGCCAAGAGGUCCGCCUGGAAGCAGCCCUCCCCCUCCGCCGCCGCCAACGGCGCCCCGCACGCCGACGCGCCGCCGCCGCCGGCCGUCAUGGACGCCGACCACUGGCCCGCGCUCGCCGACGCCGCCAGGACCAAGACCCUGCUCCCGGCCCCCGCGCCCCCCUCCGACUCCCCCAAGCCUCCCCCGGACCCCUCCCCCGCCAACGCCGCCGCCGCCGCAUCGGCCAUGGCGAACCCGUCCAACUCGCCCCGGCACGGCGGCUCCGGGACGCACCACGGCCGCCACAAGACAGCUAGGCGCGGGGGCGCCGGCGGCAGCGGCGGGGGUGGAGACCACUCCCCGCGGGAUCACCAGGAGAGGAGCCCCGGCGGCUGGGACCAUGGCGGCGGCGGUGGCGGCGGGAGGGGCGGCCAGAGAAGCCACCACAACAACGGCGGCAGGAGGGGCGGUGGCAACGGUGGCCCGGGCGGCCCAGGAGGUGGUGGAGUUCCUCACCACGGCGGGUUUGGCGGACGCCGGAGAGGCGGGUUUGAUGGUGGCUUCUUCCGUGGCCCCGGGAUGGGCAUCGGGCCGUACAUGCGGGGGGCGCCGCCGCCGCCCCCGCCGCUGGCCGUCGCUCCUCCCUUCAUGGGCCACCCUCCGCCUCCCGGCUCGCAUAUGCGAGCCUUUGCUGGACCGAUGAUGGCGUUUCAUGAUAUGCCAUCACCAGUGUCUCCUGUUUCCCCAAUGUACUAUGUUGGGCCUCCGCCGCUUCCAGAGGCUCUUAGGGGAAUGGCAUUCGCACCUCAUAUGGUCGGCCCACCUGCUUAUCCCUACUUUCAGCCCCCGGCUGAGCCUGAGCCUGAGCCUGAGCCUGAGCCCGAGACUGAGCCUGAGCCCGUGGCUGAGCCGGAUUCCGAGGCUAAACGCCAGAAGCUGCAGAACCAGUUUGAGUUCUACUUCAGCAAGGACAACUUAUGUGGAGAUGUUUACUUGCGGCAACAUAUGGAUGAGGAGGGCUUUGUAUCGGUCCCUUUUAUGUCAACAACUUUCAAUAAGGUCCGGGAAAUCACUGCCGAUAUUCCUAACGCCAAUUUGCAGUAUAUAAUAGAAACAAUUCAGUCCUCAUCUAUACUGGAAGUGAAGGGCGACAAAGUUAGGAGGAAAGAUGACUGGGACAAAUGGUUAAUUCCGAAAGAGAGCAACCCUAAUAUUCCGUCAAGCUCUGCAGCAGCUGUGCCAAGCCCCAGCACCAAUGUCAAUGAUCUGACAGCACAGCUUGGAGGUGUGGGCCUGCAAGAACCAGCUGGCCCUAGUAGCACGGUGGACCAGAACCAUCAUGAGGUGGUCCAGAAUGGAUCGGCUUCCAGCAAUAACCCAGCACCGGCAGCUGAAGAAAGCGCUGGCCAGCGCUAGCCACACACCGUCUCCUUAUCACACUAUGACUGCAAGGGUUUUUGUCCGAGCGCGAGUGACGAGAGUAGAAAUGAUGAUGAUACUUUGCGAUUUUUGGAAGGUGGUAUGCUUGCGGGGUUGCAUUAGGCUGACAAGCGGGUUCGUUUUGCGGGGUUGAUGUGGCCUUCUGGUUAUUGGUGAAAAUCGGUCUACUAGCUGAAACGAUAGGCGGCCAAACAAAAGGGUUUAUUGUGUAGGGGGGCAUCAAACGCGAUGAGUGGGAGAAGCCGAAGAAGAGGAUGAAAAAGACGCUGAUUAGGGCUAGUUGCUUAGUGUGCGGUUCCGGACCGUCGUCGUCGGUUAUUUUGGCUAUGUGGGUAUUUGAAGUCCAAAACUCUGUCGGUUUCUUCCCCCCAUUUGGAUUGGAUGUAAACCUCCAUUUUUUGACGGAGGAGGAUGAUGUGAUGAACUUUCUUGUCAGCUGUUUCGCCAAACGAGAAUGUUGUACAACUCCUUGGUGUAGUAUUUUACAGAUA